This is a messenger RNA of Gregarina niphandrodes, 150 nucleotides long. RefSeq lists its product as hypothetical. Bases 1 to 150 code for a protein of 49 amino acids. The record is from RefSeq and is a predicted model, not a curated record. The transcript has a single exon. Lineage: Eukaryota; Apicomplexa; Conoidasida; Eugregarinorida; Gregarinidae.
AUGCCUCGUCGUCUAAUUAAUGACGUGCAUGAAUGGAUCAAUGAGAUUCCUACUGUCCCCAACUACUAUCCAGUGAAACCACAGCCAAGGGAACGGGCUUGGCAAUAUAAGCGGGGAAAGAAGACCCUGUUGAGCUUGACUCUAGUUUGA